Messenger RNA from Plasmodium adleri (nom. inval.), 516 nucleotides. Its product is annotated as 1-cys-glutaredoxin-like protein-1. The record is from RefSeq and is a predicted model, not a curated record. Bases 1 to 516 code for a protein of 171 amino acids. NCBI's taxonomy places the organism in Eukaryota, Apicomplexa, Aconoidasida, Haemosporida, Plasmodiidae. The transcript is spliced from 3 exons.
AUGUUAAUAAAAAACAAAUAUGGAAUUUUCUUUUCCUUGAGUAAAAAUGUAAUAAUAAAUAGUAAUAGGCAAUUAUUUUCUUUUAAAAAAGUAUCAAAAAUUAACUUUAGCAAUUCCCUGGAUGAUAAAAAUAACGGAGUUACAUCUGAACAAUCGACACAUUAUAGUGGUACAAAUGAAUAUAAAGAUUUUGAAAAAACAGAAGUAUAUCAGACCUUGAAAAUAAAAAUUAAAGAACUACUUGAACAAGAGAAAAUAGUUCUCUUUAUGAAAGGGACACCAGAAAAGCCCUUAUGUGGAUAUAGUGCAAAUGUAGUCCAUAUACUCAAUAGUAUGAAUGUGAAAGAUUAUGUAUACAUUGAUGUGAUGAAAAAUAACAACUUACGUGAAGCUAUAAAGAUUUAUAGUAAUUGGCCAUAUAUACCCAAUUUAUAUGUAAAUAAUAAUUUCAUAGGAGGAUAUGAUAUAAUAUCAGAUUUAUAUAAUAAAGGAGAGUUGGAAAACAUUAUAAAAUAA